UAUAUCGAAAAAGUCGUUGAGGGUUUGAUACUCAUAUUUCGUUCGACCUGCCUUCUUCUUCUCUCAAGUAUGAGCUAACUAAACUGUCUACUUUCUCAUCCCAAUUUAAUAGAAUACUCGGGCGGCAUGUCGGAUAAAGAGAAACCAACUUCAACGGUGCCCGGUGAUGCACACAACAGUGGAAAUGAUUCCACGACACCCUCCUUUUCCUCCACCACCACCGCACCAGCUGAAGAUAGCUCUGCUGACGCUGGAUCGAAGGAUUCUCAAGCGACAGCGGAGACUUUUUCGGCCCCCAAAGAAGUCUCGCAAGAGUCGGACCCAGAGAAGGAGGCGACCUCGUCUCCAGCCCACGGCCAGAACCCCUCUUCCCAGGAGAAGCAGCAGUCAUCAGGCGAGCGAGAAGCCGAGCCCGGAGCAACGGGGUCUUUCAACCAGACAAAUACCAAACCAACACUGGGCUCAGGCGCCCUCAGUUCCCUGCUAUCCGCGCUCGGUGGCGAUAUUGCAUCACCUACCAAACCGAAGGCCCCCGAGAUCUCGACAGAUGGGAGUCGUCAGACGCGCAACACAUUGCUAGUUCCAAUCGUUCCCGAUACAGAAAUUGUCAGCCCCCUCGAGCUCACGUCUUCCGCCACUCGUACACAGUUCCAGCCGUCGACGCCAACACCAGCAGCCUCGCGACUCCUCCAGGGGGAUUCCGAAUCGGUAGUUGAAGGCUUUGUAGAAAAGGGAUAUAUUCCUAGUCGAAAUGUCAGCGAGGGAACAAACACUACUACGGAUAAUUCUACUCGCUCUCAACAUGAUCCCAGUCCUGAGGCUGAGCCUGUGCUCCAGGCAGUCACUAAUCGUCCCUUGUACUCUCAGUCGACCGAGGAAGCGUUCGACUCGCAACCGAUGAGUGCCGUGCUUGGGAAAGCAACCAGAAUCUCUCUUCAACGCCCUCUUCCGAUAAAGAUUGACCCGAGUCGCGAAGACGCCAGACACGGCAGAGGCAACGGCGAAGGUGAAUAUUACCGCCCUCUCCCACCGUCAGAAGUCUUGCAGAGAACGGAAUCCCCUUCACCUGCGUCCGUGAGACCUUUGACACCGAGGGGGCAAGUGGCAGCGCGUGAGAGAGAGAAGAGAGAAAGAGAGCGUAACGACACCCAAGAAGCGGCAGACGAGCGACUGCCAUAUCCUGAAGAUUCCAUGGAAAUCCCAGCCCCGAGACGUUGCCGACCCGAGUCUUCCCAAACAGCCACGUCUCCUGGAAUGAGCCGCGCCCGAGACCGAGACGUUUCCCCUGCAUCACCGCUCAUCCAUACUCCCACGCCGACUCGACCCGGUGAAAUCACAGGUUUCAUAAGGUCCAACGAGCCGGUCUCGCCCUCUACUCCCCUCCAUAACCAACGACGGCACGGCUCCCGAUCAUCGUCAACAGACACCGUAGUCCAGCCUCCGCCCCCAAUCCAUAACCCCCAACGCCGCCGCACGCAUCAGCAGCUCCCUGCCGGUCUAGACGCAUACAACGCCGAACCAGACCGCUCCGGCGCGGGGUUUACCCUCCGCCGGAUCAAAGUCCCGCCCCCGGGUGCCCCAAACCGCACGCACAUCUUCGUCCGCCCGCAGCCCCUCCCCGGCGGCGACGAGGAGCGGAGAAUGAUCAUACAAGUCUGGAACGACACGUUCGCGACGAUGCCCCCCGAGUUCCAGUCGAUGCUCUCGAGCCGUCUCCGGUACCCGGGCUACACGCGCGACGUGGCGGCCCGGCUUCGCAAGGACGAGUUUGAAAAGGCGACGGGGGAAAGCAUGUCCUCGGACGAUUACUACGCACUCUUCGACCUCGAGACGUCCAACGACGGUAUGAUCUCCGCACUGCUCGAGUGGAUGCAGGGCCGGACGUGGGUGAAGGUGCCUUUUGUCAACCGGAUCAUUCACCAGCUGUGCCGGCUGAUGUAUACCUCUGCGCAGGAGGAAGCUCGGCUGCGGCUUACAUUCCGACUAGAUAUGGACGCCGUGAUGGAGAAGCUCGACGAGGUGGAGGUCAAGUGCGCGGCCGAGAGGAUGCAAAGAGCCUGGGAGCGGAUGGACGUGUCUGUGAGGCGGCAGCACACGUUUAUCGAGCAGACUCUCACGCGGAACGACAAUCACUGGGGUCAUAUCCCCGGCGUGGUAGUGAUGACGCGAUGCUCUAGAGAUGCCAGUCAAUGGGACGCGUUCUUCGAGAAGGCACGCGCGCUCGCGCUCGACCAACGAGAGAUUGAGGAGACCAUUGUGAAUAGAAUCAACGAUAGUGGGGAGAUUCUGCAAGAAGAUCUCGAGCGGCUGAAGCGCAUCCUCAUGGACGUGACGAAGAACAACAGGGAAGUGAACGAGUACGUGGGCGCCAGACAUCCGGGGGACCAGGUGCAGCCCAUGUUCCAGAUCGACAACAAGGACCUGGUAGAAUGUCUCCGUGUCUACAGCGACCAAGUCAAGCUUGAUAACGAUGAGCGUAGGUCUGCCGUCAUUGCCUUUUCCAAGAUCGCGACAGAGCGGCUGGAGGUGCGCCAGAGGUAUGCUAGCAGCUUGGAGUAUACUGCGCCAAACCCUCCCGGAUCUACUACGCUCGCAGCCGGUUUCCAGCCCCAGCCCCAGCUGCCGCCUAAGAUACUCGACAAUCAUCCGCUGCGUUCAGCUCCCAUAGAAAUGAGUUUUGUUGUUCCCGCGGUGGCCAUCCCAUCAGAGGCGGCAGCAUCCGAAGUCACCGCAAUGCAGGAAACCCCGCCUCCCCGCGAUAGGGUCAGAUUCGUCUUGAGCCCUAGAGGUAGCCGGUUCGUAGAAUUCAUGGACACGGCGGUGCCUCCUGGGUCAAGUCCCGUCUUUAAAGAUCCAUUUACCAAGACCUGGAAAAGGCUCGAUCUGACAAGGCCAGAAUGCCUACGGUGUUCCACGCUGGAGCGGGAGAUCAGCUCCAGACUCAUGGAAAUCAAGGAUUACUGCCGCAUACUAGCGCGCAGGUUGGACGAAAAACUGAAGCUAGAGACCGCGCUCGAAGCCGUGAGUUAUCGCGAAAUCAGAGAAGCGGUGGAAGCCAUUCACAACUACAGGAGGCUGUUGGAACGCCCAGAGGUUCCCGAAUCUCUACAGUGCACCGCGGACCUCUUGGAGAUGCACGGAAAGCGAGCAGCCGAUCAGGUCAGCCUGCUGGAGAUAUCCCUGGAGCUGGGGCAAGCUGGCGAUUCGACGGACAAGGUGCUAGCGGAAUUGAGGACGACGAUUAGAUCUGUCAAACGACUAGCCGCCGCUGCGCUCGAGCUCAAAGCACAAAUGGAACUUUACCUCGAGAAACCCUACCUCAAGGCAGGCAACCGAUCUAGCUCGGGCGACGACAAGGCCCUAAAGAAUGAAAAGCAAAACCGCUUGAUCAAGUCGUUGCAAUUGCAAGUUCGAGAAUUGUCAGAACAGACCAAGCGCGGUUUGGAACAACAAGCAACAGAGAAACUUAAGCUCGCGCACGCCGUCGAGCUACGCAUGAGGGAAGAGAGUGAUCGCCUCCGAGAACAAGUUCGAACUUUCCAGAGUAAGCUUGAACAUAUGCAGGCCGAGGCCCAAGAACGAGAACAGGACUCGAAUUCAGAGCAGACAACGUCGGACAGACUGAGAGAACUCAACAGGGAACGAGAGACACAAGAGACGGAACUUCGCAAUCUCGAAGCCCAAAACAACGCUUUGGAGGAGCAACGGCAGAGAACCUCGGAUAAGCUCGAAGCUUUGGAGAAGGCCAAGAAAGAGAGCCAAAACGAACUGGCAAAACUUGCACGACAGACCCAAGAGCUUCAGAUCAAGCUUCAAGCUAAGAGCGAAGCGGCCAAGUGGAUAUCGUACAUGACUAUUCCAAGAGCUGUUGGUGACGCCAGCCCCGAUGCUCAGCAGACUGAUAGAGUCUCUCAACUGCGGACGGAGUUGAUGACUGCGCUUGGCAAGGCACGGUCAGAAUCUUAUCGCAUAUUCGGAGACCAACAAACUAGAAAGACUUUGCCAGAUUUCAUGCAGAGUAUUUUAUGGCCCGACGCCAAGGCAAAGGAGGGCACCAGCGCAGAUGUGCCCAACUUCUGGAGGCUAGCUGCUUUCGUGAGAAGGAGAAGGGAAGUCAUAGCAGCACUCGAACAGAGGAAUCCGCAGAGCUUGCAGAGAGCAUUCAACUUGCUUGAAGGGCUCCACGAGUGGAAUAGCAACUUGGGUGCUUGGCAGACGGAAGCCCAAACAGCGGAAGUUUGGCGGUCCAUCAACCUUCUUAGAUCCUAUGCCAAUCUUGAACUCGGGAAGAUCGAAGGGCUCGACGCUAAUGCUUCAGAGAGGCGCAAUGUCGCCGGGGAGUUGUUCCAACAAGCGGUGGCUUCCGAAGACGCAGGAGAGAUCAAGAAGCCAUGGAAUUCCUUGCAAAGCAGUCUGGAGGAACAGUUGGAUGAGGAUGCUGACGACGCGCCCGCUUGCGACUGCAAGUUUAAACCUCGCCUUUGCCCAAAGCACCAUAGCGACGGUAAACUCAUGUUCCAUAACUUUAUGGAGGCGGACGGUUCGAGGCAGGCGGAAAUGGAGUUGACGCAGGAGGCGUCCGAAGUGCUUCAGCGAUUUGGACAGACGUUCAAGGUAUCGUCGCCAGUGUAGGCUCGCGCAACAGCGGAGGCAUCUGGAAGAGAGAUUGCGUAUGCUCUGACUGGAGUUCUGCAAGAGGAGGAUGAUCUGCAAAGCGGUUUUGAUGUCGGGUUGGCCCCAGAAAGAAGCAAAUGAGAGUGCAUACCGGAUGCUUGUUUGUUGAUACCAUCGAUUUGCAGUCUACCAAGACUUGGCUGCUAUCGCCGCGUGGUGUUAGUUCCUUGUUUCCAAUGUUGAGAUUCUGUUUCUAGAGUUAGAGUCGAGAGUUGAAGUGGCGUGUCUCUGCAUCCGCGCGGCCAGCUGAUUCAUGUGUUUCCCCGUUGACCAGGGCAGCGAAGUAUGUUGAUGAAGGCGGCCUCAAGCGAACGUUGGAAUCUGCCAAUGACGAAUGCGGAAGUGUGUGUCGUUUAGGUUGACGUCGGUAGUGGUGGGCAGGCGAG
Molecule: messenger RNA, 5060 nt
Organism: Colletotrichum godetiae
Lineage: Eukaryota; Fungi; Ascomycota; Sordariomycetes; Glomerellales; Glomerellaceae
Exons: 1
Coding region: 127-4632 (1501 amino acids)
Source: RefSeq, a predicted model, not a curated record